UUGUCAAAAAUAUGAAGGGUGUUGUGUUGUUCAAAGUCUAAGUUGGUUAAGCCGGAAUUUCCCUUUUAAUUUAUUCAUUUAAUCACAAUCCUAGUAGUCUUGGAUCGUUUGGGUCGUGUUUAUUUUAAAAACGACCGAAAAAAAAAUAUCAAAGCAAAAUAUUACUUGAUCAGUAAACGCCGAUAUUAAUCGAAGAUGGAGAUUGAAAUAUUGACCACUGUGGGGUCAAAGUCUCUCGGCAAAAUAACAUUGAAUGACGACGCCACUAUACAAAAUGUAAAAGAAAAAAUUUAUCAAAACCUUAAAAAAUCUCUAUACCCUGAAAGGCAAGCCAUCAAACCGGAAGCCAAAGGAAAGUCACUUAAGGACGAAACUACCCUUAAAUCGCUGAAUAUCCAAGAUGGCUCCAAGCUCUAUGUAGCGGACCUUGGUCCACAGAUAUCUUAUAAAAACGUAUUUUUAGCUGAAUAUGCAGGUCCAUUAUUUGUAUAUCUUUGGGUUUAUCAAAGGCCAUGGAUCUUAUAUGGAGAACAGACAUCAUCACCAGGAACUGUUGCUAAUAUAGCGGCUAUGUGCUGGAGUUUCCACUAUGCUAAAAGACUGUUGGAGACAGUUUUUGUCCACCGUUUCUCACAUGGUACUAUGCCGAUUCGGAACUUAUUCAAAAACUGCACAUAUUACUGGCUGUUUGCUCUCUACAUCGCCUACCAUGUGAAUCAUCCACUCUUCACUGCACCCUGCAAAGUUUGUGUGUAUGUUGGUCUUACAGGAUUUGUUUUAUGCGAAUUAGGCAAUUUGAGCAUUCAUUUGCUGCUAAAGAAUCUUCGUCCUCCUGGUACCAAAGUGAGACGCAUCCCUAUGCCCGACGGAAAUCCAUUCUCACUGCUUUUGAAUUACGUUUCAUGUCCUAAUUAUACUUAUGAGUUUGGCGCUUGGGUAUUUUUCACUAUUUUGACCAAAUGUGCACCAGUGGGUAUAUUUGCUGCAGUCGGAAUGUACCAGAUGUCAGUGUGGGCUAUCAACAAACACCGCAACUACAAGAAGGAGUUCCCCGACUAUCCCAAGAACCGUAAAGCUAUCCUGCCUUUUAUUCUCUAAACAUAAUCAAAUUAAUUGACGUAGUUAUUAUAAUGCAAUUAAAAUGAGAAAUUUUCUAAUAUCUUUUUACUAAAAGAGCUUUAUGUUGAAGAAUUUUAUGUUCCCUUUGAUGUAAAUGAUGCUUUAAAUUAUUUAUGAAUAAAAACUGUUUAGGUGAUGGCUUCUAAUCAUCAAAAGUGGGUCUCCGGGUUGGUCUCUCCUUUGUUAUGUAAAGGACAAUUUAGAUGGGAUAAAAACGUAUAUUAAUUUCUUUUGUUAUUUUUACUUAUUCUAUCGAAGCAUUUAUUAAAAUUAUUAUUUUCUA
Messenger RNA from Papilio xuthus (Asian swallowtail), 1402 nucleotides. RefSeq names its product trans-2,3-enoyl-CoA reductase Sc2 (gene Sc2). The coding region runs from base 196 to 1098 and encodes 300 amino acids. The transcript has 5 exons. Gene Ontology annotation, molecular function: protein binding; oxidoreductase activity, acting on the CH-CH group of donors. Lineage: Eukaryota; Metazoa; Arthropoda; Insecta; Lepidoptera; Papilionidae. The record is from RefSeq and is a predicted model, not a curated record. Gene Ontology annotation, biological process: very long-chain fatty acid biosynthetic process.